AUGUUUGAAUUAUUUUAUAAACGAGUAAUUUUACUUAAAUUCUUUCCGCUUAAACCACAAAUUAGAACAUCGGGUUCCCUUGCAUAUCAUAACAUUCCACAUGAUAUCCAUUUGGCACGUGGAAUUCUUAGUGGUAUACGUCCAAAAAUACCAACACAUGUACCAAAAUUAAUUGCUGAAUUAAUUAUUACAUGUUGGAAUACUGAACCAGUUAAAAGGUUAUCUUCUAAAGAAAUAUUCAAUAUUAUAGAUGCAUGGAAUAAUGAAAAUGAUGAGUCAGUAGAAAUCGUCGCACAAACAAAGGAAGCUGAUGAAGCGCUUAAAAAUAUUGUGAUUUCCAAUACAUCCACAAAAAAAUUCUAUCACUAUACACUCGGAAGCAAUUUAUGCAAGCAGGGUAUUAAAUAUUCUAAAUAUUGCAGGUAA
This is a messenger RNA of Cetraspora pellucida, 426 nucleotides long. NCBI's taxonomy places the organism in Eukaryota, Fungi, Glomeromycota, Glomeromycetes, Diversisporales, Gigasporaceae. The record is from the annotation of a GenBank genome assembly.